AUGAUUGCCCUGGAUGCCCAUGAUGCCCCUGAUGCCAAUGCUGAACUGAUUGCACCUGCCCCUGCUUUGACUACCGCCUCCAGUUCAACCGCUCCUGACUUUGCCUUUAAUGACCCGGCUCCUGCUUCGAUCGCCGCCGACCUUGAUCCUAAGAAGACCCCAGCCCUUGCCAUGCCUGACCCUGAAUUGCCAGCCCUUGCCACGCCUGCCCCAGAAUUGCCAGCCCUUGCCACGCCUGCCACUAAAUUUCCAGCCCUUGCCACGCCUGCCCCAGAAAUGCCAGCCCUUGACACACCUGCCCCUGAAUUGCCAGCCCUUGCCACGCCUGCCCCUGCAUUGCCAACUUUUGCCACGCCUGCCCCUGUAUUGCCAGCCCCUGCCACGCCUGCCCCUGUAUUGCCAGCACCUGCCCUGACCGCCGCUGCAUCUACCUUGAAUGCCCCCGCACCUGCCCUGACUGCCGCCGCAUCUACCUUGAAUGCCCCAGCAACUGCCAUAAUCGCAGCCGCCUAUGUUUUGACCGCCCCUGCAUUUACCCCUGCCCCUGCCUGGACUAUUGCCGCCCCUACUUUGACGUCUGCCCCUGCCCUUGCUUCGACUUCCGCCCCUGCUCCUGCCCCUGGCCCGGAAAUUGCCCCUGAUGCCACCGCUGAGAAUAGCGCACUGACUGCCCUGCCUGCCCACAUUGCCCCUGAUGCCACCACUGAGAAUAGCGCACUGCCUGCCCUGAAUGCCCACCUUGCCCCUGAUGCCACCGCUGAGAAUAGCGCAUUACCUGCCCUGAAUGCCCACAUUGACCCUGCUAUUGCCGCUGAGAAUAGCGCACUACCUGCCCUGAACGCAACCAAUGCCCCUGAAGCUACCACUGAAAAUAGCGCACCGAUGGCAAAAGAGAUGAAGUUUUCCGCUGAUACUGCCACUACUGCCGCCAAAAAUGCAGAGAGCACCGCUGCAUCGCCCGAUGCUAAGACAAUGAACACUGCAAUGGAUCCCACACGUACCGGUACCGACCCAGAGAACCAGCAGACCCCGAAAGAGACACAAACAGGCACAUUUUCAGACACCCACAAAGCCUGUUCAAUUGACCAGAUGCUCCGCCUAAUGACUGAUGACACAAGCUCAGAUGACGAGCUUGAACUACUAAUUGAAAAGGAAAUUGUAGAUGUUUCCCGCAGAAACAAACACGAGAGAACAGUUUUGGAAACUAUUGAACUAAUGGACAG
Molecule: messenger RNA, 1223 nt
Organism: Rhagoletis zephyria (snowberry fruit fly)
Lineage: Eukaryota; Metazoa; Arthropoda; Insecta; Diptera; Tephritidae
Source: RefSeq, a predicted model, not a curated record